Trichechus manatus latirostris (Florida manatee) is the source of this 4313-nucleotide messenger RNA. It is a transcript of the gene DPP4, whose product is annotated as dipeptidyl peptidase 4. Gene Ontology annotation, biological process: proteolysis. The record is from RefSeq and is a predicted model, not a curated record. The transcript has 26 exons. Gene Ontology annotation, cellular component: plasma membrane. The coding region runs from base 1547 to 3685 and encodes 712 amino acids. Gene Ontology annotation, molecular function: serine-type endopeptidase activity. Lineage: Eukaryota; Metazoa; Chordata; Mammalia; Sirenia; Trichechidae.
CCCUCGCCUAGCGGCUCCCCCAGGGCACGCGGCGCCUUUAUACCGAGCGUGCUGGCGGCUCACUAAUGUUUAACUCGGGGCCGAACGUUGGGAGCGCCGAGUGAUUCUGUGCCCCUAGGAGCGGAGCAGAACACCCUUCUCGGCGGCUCCCCGUGCCGUCUGCCUGCGCUGCUGCUCGGGAAAGCUCAGUUCCGAGGAGACUCCGACAAUGAAGCUUUAGCAGUAAAUUUCCUCAAUACCUUCUUUCAGUGCAUAGAAAUUUGACUGCUGACCCAUCCAUCAGUAAUAAAAGACAACCCAAUGUGAAGGAGACAGGAAUAAUCAGAGAAAGAAAAGAUAACAUCUAUGAAGUUUGCCUGAGGAAGUCCAGGAUCUAUUCCAGGUUUAAAAGCACAGAAAUGAGUCUGAAUGAAAGCUUUGUAUAUUCCAGAAGACAAUUUCUAAACAGUGUGCUCUGUAAAAGCUCGGGUUGAUCUCAGGCUACUCAGUUAACUCUUGUCAGCCUUUUUCAAGUGCUCAUGAGGUCAGUGAGUUGGUCGUUCUCAGGCCAGCUAUUUGGGCUUUUGGUUCCCUAGCUAUAGCAUAUGCCUUAAAUUUCUCUGAGAAAUCUGCCUCUCUUUGCUAAAGAGAUGAGAGAGAAAAAGGGAGGAUUGUUUUCCCAGUGGUUAGAGAAAGACUGCAUAAGGGACUGAUAAGAGCUGGAUCAGUGUACUUGAAAUUUUAUGACUUAACAAAGUACUGAGGCCUACAGGGGAUGUGACUGCAAAUAAUAUGCAGGAACGCCUUGCUUGUACAAGAGAAGUAUGCAAACCUAUAAUAAUAGCCAACAUGUAUUUACUGUGCACCGGAUAUUAGGCAUUUGCUCCUUACAACAACCCUUUGAGAGGUACUGUUAUUAUCCCCAUUUUUAUAGCUUUGCAGAAACUUUGAGAGGGUGUUUUAGUUAUUUAUUGCUGUAUAAUAAAUUAUCGUAAAACUUCAUGGCUUAAAACAAAAAAACGCUUAUCUCACAGUUUCUUUGGAUCAGGAAUUUGGGAGUGGCUUAGGUGGGUGGUUCUUGGUUGGGGUUUCUCAUGAGGUUGCAGUCAAGGUGCUAUCUGAAAGCUUGCCUAGAGCUGGAGGAUCUACUUCCGAGCUCACUCGUGUCUGUUGUGCAGAGGUCUUAGUUUCCCACCAUGUAGGCCUCUCCACAGGGUGACAUGGCAGCUUGCUUCCCUUACAAUGAAGGAACCAAGAGAACAACCAAGCGGGAAGCUUCAGUGCCUUUUUAUGACCUAGCCUCAGAAAUGACUUAGUAUCACUUCUACUGAAUUCUUUUGGUCAUACAGGCCAAGCCUGACACAGUAUGGGAAGGGACUACACAAGGGUGUGACUACCAGGAAGUGGAGAUCCUUGGGGGCCGUCUUGGAGGCUGGCUACCACAGAAGUUAAGGAACAUGCUCAGAAUUGCACAGAGUUGGGAUUCAUCCUCAGGCAAUCAGAUGAUGCUGCAGCUGACAGUCGCAGAACUUAUACUUUAACUGAUUAUUUAAAAAAUACUUUUAGAAUGAAGGGCUACUCCUUACGGUGGAUAGCAGAUCAUGAAUAUCUCUACAAACAAGAUAAUAAUAUCUUGCUAUUCAAUGCUGAAUAUGGAAACAGCUCUAUUUUCUUGAGGAACAGUACAUUUGAUGAACUUGGAUAUUCUGUAAAUGAUUACUCAGUAUCUCCUGAUGGACAGUUUAUUCUCUUGGAGUACAACUAUGUGAAGCAAUGGAGGCAUUCCUACACAGCUUCAUAUGACAUUUAUGAUUUAAAUAAAAGGCAGCUGAUUACAGAUGAGAGAAUUCCAAACAGCACACAGUGGAUCACAUGGUCACCAGAGGGUCAUAAAUUGGCAUACGUUUGGAACAAUGAUGUUUAUGUUAAAAAUGAACCAAAUUUACCAAGUCAGAGGAUUACCUGGAAUGGAAAAGAAGAUGUAAUAUAUAAUGGAAUAACUGACUGGAUUUAUGAAGAGGAAGUCUUCAGUGCCUACUCUGCUCUGUGGUGGUCUCCAAACGGCACUUUUUUAGCAUAUGCCCAAUUUAACGACACAGAAGUCCCGCUUAUCGAAUACUCCUUCUACUCUGAUGAGUCACUGCAGUACCCAAAGACAGUGCGGGUUCCAUAUCCAAAGGCAGGAGCUGUGAAUCCAACUGUAAAGUUCUUUAUUGUAAAUACAGACUCCCUCAGCCUAACCACCAAUGCAACUUCUGUACAAAUCACGGCUCCUACUUCUGUAUUAGCCGGGGAUCAUUACUUGUGUGAUGUGACUUGGGUAACCCAAGAAAGAAUUUCUUUGCAGUGGCUCCGGAGGGUUCAGAACUAUUCUGUCAUGGAUAUCUGUGACUAUGAUGAAUCCACUGAAAAUUGGACAUGCACAGCGGCACGGCAACACACUGAAACGAGUUCUACUGGCUGGGUUGGAAGAUUUAGGCCUUCAGAACCUCACUUCACAGCUGAUGGUACUAGCUACUACAAGAUUAUCAGUAAUGAAGAGGGCUACAAACACAUUUGUCAUUUCCAAAUAGAUAAUAAAGACUGCACAUUUAUUACAAAAGGAGCCUGGGAAGUCAUUGGGAUUGAAGCUCUUACCAGUGAAUACCUAUACUACCUUAGUAAUGAACAUAAAGGAAUGCCAGGAGGAAGAAAUUUGUAUAAAAUCCGACUUAAUGAUGUCACAAAUGUGACAUGCCUUACUUGUGGGCUGUAUCCAGAAAGAUGUCAGUACUAUUCUGUAUCAUUUAGUCAAGACACAAAGUAUUACCAACUCAGAUGUUCGGGCCCUGGUCUACCCCUCUAUACUCUGCAUAGCAGCAGGACUGAUGAAGAACUCAGAAUCCUGGAAGACAACUCAGCUUUGGAUAAAAUGCUGCAGGAUGUCCAGAUGCCCUCAAAAAAACUGGACUUCAUUGUUUUGAAUGGAACGAAAUUUUGGUAUCAGAUGAUCUUGCCAGCCCAUUUUGAUGAGUCCAAGAAAUAUCCUUUACUGUUAGACGUAUAUGCAGGCCCCUGCAGUCAAAAAGCAGAUACUGUCUUCAGACUCAACUGGGCUACUUACCUUGCAAGCACAGAAAACAUUAUAGUAGCUAGCUUUGAUGGCAGAGGAAGUGGUUACCAAGGAGAUAAGAUCAUGCACGCAAUAAACAGAAGACUGGGAACGUUUGAAGUUGAAGAUCAAAUUGAAGCAGCCAGACAAUUUUCAAAAAUGAGAUUUGUGGAUGACAAACGGAUUGCAAUUUGGGGCUGGUCAUAUGGAGGGUAUGUAACCUCAAUGGUCCUUGGAUCGGGAAGUGGCGUGUUCAAGUGUGGGAUAGCUGUGGCACCUGUAUCACGCUGGGAGUACUAUGACUCAGUGUACACAGAACGUUACAUGGGUCUCCCAACUCCAGAAGACAACCUUGACCAUUACAGGAAUUCAACAGUCAUGAGCAGAGCUGAAAAUUUUAAGCAAGUUGAGUACCUCCUUAUUCAUGGAACAGCAGAUGAUAACGUUCACUUUCAGCAGUCAGCUCAGAUCUCCAAAGCGCUGGUGGAUGCCGGAGUGGAUUUCCAGGCAAUGUGGUAUACUGACGAAGACCAUGGAAUAGCUAGCAGCACAGCACACCAACAUAUAUAUACCCACAUGAGCCACUUCAUAAAACAAUGCUUCUCUCUUACUUAACACCUCAAAAUAGCAUGCCAUUUAAAGAUUAUUGAAAACAAUUUUUAUUCUUAUUUUCUCAAAACUGUACUGUCAAGAUGAUGAUCUUAAAGAAAAUACAGUCAAAUCAAGAAAUUUCAGGUUAACCUUGUCCCCAGAUUUUACACCUAUAAUCUUAAGUAGGGACUUCUCUCUUUGCCACAGAUUAUUGUCUUACAGAAAAGUUUGAAUUAUUCAGUCUGGUUUUGUUUAUCAUUUAAAAUCAUUUCCAUGUCAGCUGUUGAAACAACAGAAAAUAUGAAUUAUGGACGCUUUGCAUAGGUUCCUGGACAGGAUUUUCUCUUUUUAUAACUGGACUAGUUCAGAUCUUUUCUCUUCUUUAAAGGAAUGGCAAGAUGUGGGCAGUGAUAUCACUAAGACAGGGGCAAGAAAAAAGAGGGUAGGGAGAGAAGAUAGCAGGGCAUGACUGGGAACCGAAGACCGAGCAUACCAACCCAACCAGACUACUGUCAACUUCCUUGGAGAAGAACUGCUCACAGCCAGACGGGCACAGUUUUUUUGAGAAAGACUAUUCAAACAGUCUCAGGAAAUCAUAUAUGCAAAAUGCAAAGCACCGACUUCUGAGUAAAACCACAGCCAUUGAAUAGAC